This is a messenger RNA of Zingiber officinale, 5499 nucleotides long. RefSeq names its product ethylene-responsive transcription factor WRI1-like. NCBI's taxonomy places the organism in Eukaryota, Viridiplantae, Streptophyta, Magnoliopsida, Zingiberales, Zingiberaceae. The record is from RefSeq and is a predicted model, not a curated record. Gene Ontology annotation, molecular function: DNA binding; DNA-binding transcription factor activity. The coding region runs from base 4438 to 5391 and encodes 317 amino acids. Gene Ontology annotation, biological process: regulation of DNA-templated transcription. The transcript is spliced from 8 exons.
UUAAAUUUUUAGAAAGAUAAUUUCUAUAUGAUAAAAAUUUGAUUCAAUGUGAUAAAAGAUUAAUUAAUUUAUCUAUUUGAUAAAUGGUUGAAGUUAUGUUGUGCUUUCAUCAUAUCCAUGUUUUGUUAUGAAGCUUUCUUCUUUUGACUCUGAAUUCCGGUUUCACUCCAAGUUAUGUUCAUAACAUGUCCAACAUGGAAUAGUUGAAUGGAUUUGAAAUUAGCAUGGCAUAUUAUCUAACAGAAGUUUUAGCCCCUAAAAUGCAGCUAAUAUUGGGUACAGUUAGAUAGUUAGCAGUUAUGCUAUUGUUUGUAGUAUCAAUUAUUAAGUUUGAUAUCUUAUAUUUAAGUUUCUGAUUUUUCUUAAGCCUUUUGGGCUUGUUAAAAUUUAGAACAUUUUCUUGUGAAACUUCUUGUCUCAUUCUCGCUCUCAAUCAUUGCGUUUAAUAAAUUUAAUUGGUUUUUUGUUCCACCUUAUCCUGUAAUUAAUCAGUUUCAUGGAGAAUCGAGUAUGGAGUUUCUCAUUUGUCUCAGUUUAGCUAGUGUGUUAUCUAAAAUGCAUCUAUCAUUAAGUGUUGUUAUUUAGUAGGUAGAGAAGGAAAACUCCAUCUAAAAUUUUCUUCUAAAUAUUUGCUCAUAAGUCAUAACUUAGUAUAUUUGGUUAAUUUUUUUCUUUGCUGAAUCAAAUCGCUUGUACUUUUAAUGGCAUGCCACAUUUAUUCUAUAAUGAUCAUUAAAUCAAGAGCAAACUGGGUUUUGGUAUAAUAUACAAUUAUUCAUUACCUUGUUUACAGAUUUGCAAACAUCACUUAUGAACAGGUCUAUAAAUUCAUCUUGGUUUCACCUCCUACUCAAGUUCAGCUUUUAUUUACAACGAUCAUAAGAAUCUCAAACCACUAAGGCUUAUAAAUUACUGAGUAUAGUGGCAUAUUGCAUCUUAAGAUUGGAAAAUAGCAGAAUAAGAGGAAAGAUUAAGCGGGGAGGAAAGCUUUUCCUGGAAAACAAUAGAUCUGUCCAUUGGUUACUUGGGCAGAUGGACUUCCAGGAAGAUAUGAUGCCUUCUUGGUAACUUGCAGGAACUGAACAUGGUUGUAGUCUCAAACCUAGAAAAACAUGCAUGAACCUUGCAGCAGGACCAUUUGCGACAUUUUUCUUUGGGUUACGGGUGAGUACAUGACAAUGGUUUAACAACGUUGGCAUGAAAAACACAAGGAGGAUUAUCAAUCUUGGAGAAGGAUUUGGGAUCAAUAAUGAAAUCAUUUUCCAAUGAGACAUGUGUAUCUCAUUUGGGAUCUGACGUUCAGAAUUAUCCAUCGGAUAUCUUCUCUCUCUUGACAAUAUCUCCCAUUUAAAGCCUGAUGUUUUUGCCAAGACCCAUAAUCUUGUUCGAGCUCCAUGGUCCAGAUGCACCUCCACUCACAUUUGAGGUUCAACCAAGGCUCUGCUGCACAUGCAGUUCUUUACCUUUCCAAACACCUCAGAAUUAGUAGGGCUGUAUGCUGAUGCUAAAAUGUUCAACUUCCCAAACGAGCAAACUUAUCUUUAAGAUUUUUGUUUUGUGUUACCUCUGAUAUAGAACUUGUGAUUUAUGAUAUUUAUUGUCUGGAUGAGGGUUUUGAUCCCAUAUGAUGACUCACGCUGUCAAACAAACAAUAUCUUUUGGCCAAUAAAGUCUGAGUGAAAGUGAAUCUCUUCUGUUGUGAAACCAAGUAUCAGGUUGGAAUUUGACAAAAUCUCGCUACAAGUUGUUACUAACGUGGCAUUUUUUUUAACCUUUUCUCUCUAUUGAAAAGCUUCGUAUCAUACAUUGUUGGUUUGGUUUCUCUAAGCAUGUUCCUGAGUAAUUCUGUAGGACUUGCAUCUUUUGCGGGGGUGCUAUUCUGAUUGACUAUACAUUUUUAAUAUGCUAGCAACAGUAUUCCAAGUAACAUCGAAUUUUAUAUUCUUCAAACUUGCACCGAACGGACAGAGGGAUGUUUGAGCAUCAUUCCUGAAUUCUCAUGUAGGGUAAUUAUUUCUGUUUAUUUUAUUAACUUCUACCAGUCACGUUUGAAAAUAGAAGAUCAAUUACUUAAAGCUUGAAUUUGAUAUUAGUUGAGAUUAUAUCUUAUUUGGUAGUGUUUUUCUUAGAAUUUAUGUUUAUUAAACAACAUUUUAAAGCUCAUAGACUGUAGUUUAGGCAGUUAGUGUCAGAAGAUCAUGCAAAUUUGGCAAGUUGUGUUGAAUAAUUCAUAUAUGUUUCCAAAAUGUAGCUUUAUGUAUCACAAGAAUGUAUUUAUUUAUCAUUUUGGAUACAGAGGACUUUUGUGGUUAAGGUGCAGACUGCAGGAUUUCUGUUUCUUCUACAAAAACUAAGCCUAGGGACUCCAACAUUAUCUCGUUUGGGCAGUAGCGGUCUGAAGGUCGUACCAAUUGUGCAAAUAUUGAAUAAGUUUGUAUCUGUUUCCAAAUUGUGGCUUCAUGUGUCAUAUUUUUGUUUGUACGAAAGCUACUACUUUUGUAACAAAAUAAAUGUUUAUGGCAUCUUGGAUGUCUUGCAGCCGAGCAAAAAUGCAAGCGAAUGUAGAAUGGUGGCAGGAAUAUAUCUGCGAUGACAUGCAUUUUAUGGUAUCACUGAGUUUCAUCACAAUGAUUAUCUGUUGCCUAUCGUUGUUCUCAUCGGUUGAUUUAUUCUUGCACUGGAACCAGUAUAUAUUGAAUUCAGUCACCAUCACUUGGGCUUUCCAGAUUAGCAGUGCCAGAUUUUACAUAUUGGUCAUCGUUAAAUUUGUUGCUGACCUAUCUGAGGAAUUUAAUGGCUUAAAUUCAUAGAUUGAUUGAUAUUUUUAUGGCUAUAUUUUGUUGAUUGCAGAUAUUAGUUGCUACAUUCAUGGAUUGCCGAAGUCACAGAUUUAGGUGAAUCUUUCAUCUGACUGAAUACGUCAUGGGCAAUUGCAUUUUCUGCCAAUUUGUGACAACUCUCCUAGAAUUGUUCUGACUACAGGAAAAUAUGAGAGCCCUUCAUUUUGGUUAGAAGUUGAGCCAUUCAGAUUUGACUCUUGCAUUACUGCACAUUUGUUUUUUUUUUUUUUUUUUGUCAUAUGAUAUCUUGCAAGGAAAAGAAAAGGAAAAUAUGAGUGAGGUUAGAUAGGAGGAUAUUGAAAGGCAUGGUACACUCCUAGUCCCACAAUUUGGCAACCUACUGUCCAAGCAAACCAAGAAACAAGUUUGGGAUGAGAGGAAAAAAAAGGUAGAUAGGAAAGGUAAGAUGAUACCGACUCGUUCAGUGAGUUCAAGCUGCGGUUUUCGGGUUGUUGAAUUGGUUGGUUGGUCCGGUUCACAACAACUUUGGUAUGCACAAUUUUGGGAACAAAAGAAUCAGUCUUUAAGCUUGUGACUUGCUAAACAUGUUUUUGCGUUCUCUUUAUUUAUUUAUUUUCCUUGAGUUAUUGCGAUGCGGCUUUGAAACAGUUCAAAUUUGCCUUCCUGGAGAAUGUCUUUAAUGACUUGCUCUUUGGAUCUCCAAGCUGAUUAACUUGUUUGCAUCCACUGAUCAACCUCGGUUUUUUUUAACUUUCAAAAUGAUCUCAAUUAUAAAAACAGGAUUUUUCUUUAAUUUGUCUUUUCCUCAGAUGGAGUUAAAUGAGUACAAUGGCAUGAGAAAGGUUCCGCCUCUUCAGAGCAUCUAAACUGACACAAAGUAUGCGCGGUGGAGUCCAAGUUGUAUUGGGAGGCAUGCCCGCCCUUUGAGCCAAGUGUUUUCUCACCACCUCCAUGAGCUCUAACUCAAGCCACUUGGCUCCAUCUGACAGCAGCACUCUUUAACCAUGGUUAAGAGUUGAACAAAUCCAUCCAUUUAUGAGUUGUCACUGUAAAUCCAUGGUCAAGCUGAAACCACCUCCCCUUCCUCUCCUAUAUAUGCACUCACAAACAUCCUCCGUCAAUUGUUCCAAUCUCCGAAUCCAGGAAAGGCUCUCCUCCCACCUCCUCCUCAAACGUGUUUCUAGUGACCAAAGCCGAGAAGCCAAGUCUCUCCAAGAAAGCUUCCAACUCAGAGAAGAAGAAGAAGAAUUUGGACCUGUACUGUGUCUCCAAGCUGGUUGGCACACCAGAACUGGGUCUCCAAGCUGAUUAACUUAUGGAGUUAAAUGAGAACAAUGGCAUGAGAAAGGUUCCACCUCUUCUUCAGAGCAGCUAAAUUGACACCUAAAUGUGCGCUGUGCAGACGAAGUUCUAUUGGGAGGCAUGCCAGCUCUCGUCUCUCACCACCUCCAUGAACUCUAACUCAAGCCACUUGGUUUACCAUGGUUAAGAGUUAAGCAAAUCCAUCCAUUGAGUUGUCACUGUAAACCCAUGGUCAAGCUUAAAACAACCCCUUCCUCUCCCUAUAUUUGCACUCCACACUUGCCUCGUUGAUCACUGUAAGCAACCUCCUUCAGUUGUUCCAAUCUCCAAACCCAUGAAAAGCUCUCCUUCCACCUCCACCUCCACCUCCACCUCCUCCUCCUCCUCCUCCAAUGUGUUUCAAGUGACCAAAGUCAGGAAGCCAAGGCUCUCCAAGAAAGCUUCCCACUCAGAGAAGAAGAAGAAGAAUUUGGACAACGGCAAUGGCAAGAGAAGCUCUUCUUUCAGAGGCGUCACUAGGCAUAGAUGGACUGGGAGGUAUGAAGCUCACUUGUGGGACAAGCUUUUCUGGAACCCCCUUCAGAAGAAGAAAGGAAGACAAGUUUAUUUAGGGGCUUAUGAUGAUGAAGAAGCUGCAGCUAGGACGUAUGAUCUUGCUGCACUCAAAUAUUGGGGUCCUGAAACAGCUCUGAAUUUUCCUUUUGAUACCUACAGAAAGGACUACGAAGAGAUGCAAAGCAUGUCGAAGGAGGAGUACUUGGCUUCUCUCAGGCGCAGGAGCAAUGGGUUCUCAAGAGGCGUCUCCAAGUACCGUGGGGUGGCCAGGCACCACCACAAUGGGAGGUGGGAGGCAAGGAUUGGAAGAGUUUUUGGCAACAAGUAUCUCUAUCUGGGAACCUUCAGCACACAGGAGGAGGCAGCCCAAGCUUACGACCUCGCGGCGAUUGAGUACAGAGGCCCCAAUGCAGUCACCAACUUCGACAUCAGCAACUACAUGAACUGCCAGAAGGUACCUGCCACAUCCACAAGCACUCCGGAAGCUCCUCCUCCGGAGGUGAACCAAGAUUACUACAACUCUGAGGAACUUCAAGCCGAGGGCCAGAGUGUUGUCGAAGAAGAAAACUUGAUGCCUUGGAGUCCUUUCAUGGAUCAAUUCUUCGACGGCAGCUUCUUCUCCGGCAGUGGGUUUGAAGACAAUCUGGAGGUCCUCUUCGAGAAAGAAGGAAAUGCCGCUGCAAAAGAUUGCAUCUUUGAUGAGUCUGCAAUGGUGGUCGGAGAAGUUGGGUGAGGGUAAAGAGUGCUUUUGCUAUGGCCAUUGUGGUGGCGGCAGAGGUGGAUUUUUUUUUUUUUUUGUGUGUUUGGUACUGCAAGAAACACUUCUGACCUUUUUUGCUAA